Messenger RNA from Hypanus sabinus (Atlantic stingray), 8307 nucleotides. RefSeq lists its product as uncharacterized. The transcript has 2 exons. The record is from RefSeq and is a predicted model, not a curated record. Gene Ontology annotation, biological process: regulation of transcription by RNA polymerase II. Lineage: Eukaryota; Metazoa; Chordata; Chondrichthyes; Myliobatiformes; Dasyatidae. The coding region runs from base 765 to 6185 and encodes 1806 amino acids. Gene Ontology annotation, cellular component: nucleus. Gene Ontology annotation, molecular function: RNA polymerase II transcription regulatory region sequence-specific DNA binding; DNA-binding transcription factor activity, RNA polymerase II-specific.
UUCCUUCAAGGGCAAAUCCCGCUGACGGGGGAGCUUUUGGUGGUGGUGUGAUUUAAAUCCUGUUUGGGAGUGCAGCGAGGCCCUCAUGUACGCCGAUACAACCGGUUUCCUGACUGAUGCUGGAUGUGGAAUGGAGUAACGCUGCGCUGCCAGUUAGAUUCCCAGAGUAGCACGCGAGAGAGAGAGAGAGAGAGCGAAAGGUACAGGCAGACAAAGGUCCUCCAGCCAAGCAGGCGAGUUGAAAUGGCGCGACUUGCGCCAUUAGAUGGACAGCAAGAGUUUUUUUGUUUGUGAGGGGGGAGAGCAGUGAAAGAGCGCUGACUAAUCGCUCGUGUGUUAGAGUACUGAAGGAUGAUGAACUGCAGAAACUUGAUGGUAAUUGGUCGGGAGCCUAGACGUGCUCUUGCUUGACGAAGAGGCUGCACUUCAAACGCCCUUUAAUUUAGAGAAACCUUUCCAACACCAUUCAAGAUUAACUAUCCUGGUUGAUUCGAAAUUCAGGCAAUGGUACAAAAAGGAGUUCCAAGAACACCUGCAAGAAGGAAACACAUUUUUCAUUUCAGCGCCAUUUGUAUCGUGGCAAGUGUCUUUUUUUUUUGGGCUGAUUUAAAAGGGAAAAAAAAUUGCAUGUUUUGGAACACAAUUGGAGCACUGCAAAUGUUUGCUUGGAAUUGCUACCGUAGAAUUAUAGAGUUGAUGCAUCACUCUGCUCUUUCUGAAAUUUACUUUUACCAACAUACUGAAAUUUUAAACAAGCUCAAAAAAUGCAAUUUAAGUGGUUAAGAAUACUGCUGCCAAAAAUGGAAAGAUUUUCACAGGAGAGUGUUGCUUGUAAUACAGAUGUCUCAAUGAAGUGUGGUACUGGAAGAAAGCAGACUGCAAGAAAGGCUGUAGGAAUGAAGAAUCUUCUUGAUCCUGCACAACAGAAAGCUAAACAGAACCCUGUAAUGAGUGAAAGGGGAACAGAAAGUUCUGAUCAUCGGAAAGCAUAUGGAAAACAGAUUACUGAAAUGUUAAUGUUUUGUGUUAAGUGUAAAGAUGUUCAGAAGUUCAGCUUUGCAGAACUCAAGGAACAUUGUCAACAGAAACACCCUGAUGAUAAACCCAUGUUUGUUUGUAGCAAAUGUGGUUUCACUGUGGAUGAUGUAGAACGAAUGAAUGUUCAUGCAAUUUCACAUAAAGUAGACAGUUCUUUAAGCACAGGUCCUGGUAAUGGCAAGGAAGGCCAAUCCUCACGUGUAGAGGGAAAACAACAUAAAACCAGACAUUUAAAGCCAGAUACAUUGUACUGUAAUAAAUGCAGGUUUUCAACAAAAGAUCCUCUUCAGUUUCAAAAACACAUGCUGAGGCAUGAUGAAAUACAGUAUAAAUGUGGACGGUGUGAUCAUGUUUGUUAUACAAGAGGAGAAUUCCAACGUCACUCUGUACAACAUACUGGAACGUUUCCCUUUAAAUGCAGGUAUUGUGAUUAUGGUGCAGUACGAAAGGAUUAUGUUGUGAAACAUACCAAGGGAGUGCAUAGAGACAUUGUAAAAAAUGGUGGAUCUGUCCUUGUUCUACCAAUGCGGAAAGGUCAUAAGAAAGCUUUCCCUAAACCGAAUAAUGGCUUAAAAGGUAAGCAAACAACAACUUCACAAAAUGAAAAUUCUGCCAGUAUGAUCUUAAAUGAUCAAGUGACAGAUUCGGUGAAUAUGGCUCCAAAUCCCCAAGAGACUUCCUGUCAACUCCAGGACUUGGAUAUUGCUGUUCUUCCACAGGCAGAUAUCACAGUUUCUGGUGAAAAUAAGUGCAGUGAUAAAACUGUGCAAUAUGUUAAACGUUCGAACUAUUUUUCCACAGAUGCUAGAAGGAUUCGCCUGCAGGUACUUGCAAAUUCUAAGCACGUUGUUCAGCCUGGUACUCCCUUAACCUUGGUUACCCCAGCACAAGUAGUUAUUCCUUCAAAUUGUUUGGCUCAAUUAAUAGAAAUAAAAUCUGUUAAUGGAAAGCAACAAUUGGUGUUCAAGCUAAUACCACAAGCCUCAGCAAGUGCUUGCCCUGUCCUAGGCUCUGAUGCAUCAGGAAUAGCGCCUUUUUCUUCUCAAGAAAUGGAACAAGACAUGAACAUAAAACUUGCAAAUCGACAAAAGAGCAGCAUGUCAAAUAAUUCACCUACAUUUCUUCCAAAAAAUGUUGAUCAUAAUUUAUUUCCCCAUUUUGAUCAUCUGAAGGAGGAUUUUGACACUGAUCAGAAUGGUAUGGUAAUGAAUACUAAGGCAAUCUAUUCAACUUCUCAUAUUUUAGAUGAUAAAAUAACAAGCUCUUCCAUAUUGGAGUUCAGAAACAAAAGUAAUCCAAAAUGGAAACAAAAGGUAAUUACAGACCAACUGCAAGGCGGAGAGUCAGUGACAACUGAUUCAAGUUGGGCUUCACAGCAGAAUGGCUUUCUAUCACCAAAUAUUUUGGGAAAAGCAGUGCAUUGUGUUCUAGAUGGCAAAACCGUUGUACCUAAUUUGAAUCUAGAUACCCAAGAGAUUAUUACUCAAGUUGAUAAUGAAUCCUUAACUUUCUCCGGACAUAAGGAAAUGCAGAAAAGUAAGAGCCCAUAUUUAACUAAUGAAGUUGCCACAGGCAAAGGACAAGAAUCUGUUUCAAAUUGUGAGCAACCUUUCCCAUCAAGAUUCAACAAUACAUGCCUUGAAGUCAUCUCUAUUAACAAAGCUUCUGAAAAACCAUUUGUACAACUGCCUAAGGUUGUGCAAGUGCUCCCAAAACCAGACGUAUGUUUGUGUGAUAACCAAUUAAUGGGUUCUGGUUGCAAAACUGCAAUCAGUUCAGUGGAAUCUUUGCCAGUCAAUGGAACUGAAGCCAGUACACAACUUUGUAUUAAAUCAUUCUCGACAUCUGAUACUAGUACGAGUACACAGAUGCAGGUAUCUUCUGCCUCGUCCAGGAAUGUCACAGCUUCAUCUUCCCAAAACCAUGGUCUUCAAGUUGUUUCUAAUUUUUCACCUGUGCAACCCAGACUUGUAUCCAAAGAUACAAAUCAUGCAGAGCAUUUGAUAUGUCAGGGAACUGAAAUUGUUUACAAACAACCCAUUAAUGAAGCUUUUAAAAGUGGAUUUGAAGAUCAAAAUAUGUGUUGUGCUGUAGUACAAAAUUUUAGAAACAAAUCUGCAUCAUGCAUGCUUCCACCAGGUAGUAAUGAAGUCUGCCACAUAGACAGUUCGCUUCACACACUGAAAAAGUAUGAAAAGAACAGGAAGAUGCCAGACAUGCAGUUAAGUUCAUUGGAACAUGGGGAAACCAUUGCCAAUGAUAUCAACAAGUCAGGACACAAUAACCAAAUAUUAGUUACAAAGCCAAAAACACAUAAGGAUUUGCAAAAAAAUAUUAAUUGUCCUAGCUCAGCAGGAGUUCCUAUCAACAUGUUUACUUCUCAGUCAACUAGCAGUCUGGCAGUCAUGAGCAAAGUAUAUGAUGACAAUGAACUAGGUAAAAAAGGAUUUUUAUCUAUUAACCCAGAUGCUCAUUAUAGUCAGGACACAUUACAAGGCAUUACAGUUAAUGCAGACUUAAGUGAUUUUGAUAGCCAUCAUGAUUUGGAAGGCAGCAAGUCCACUGAAGACCAUUUGGUUGAUACACAAUGGCCAAUAAUUUCCUCGGUGUUUUCUCUUAGCUCCAGUACAGAUAUACCAGAGAGUAUUAAAUGGGACAAUAUCCAAGACAGCCCUUUAUUUGCUUCUGCACAGAUCCUAAAACCCGAUUUAUGUCCCCUGAUUCAGGCAGAUUGUAUAAAUCCAUCAAAUAUGUUUGAAGAAAGAAAGAAAAAUAAAGAAUGCCAGAGAAGUGAACAGUCACAUCAUAAGAAUCUAGAACAUAUAUCCAGAUCUGAAGAUGUAUGCCUUGGUACCACUGCGGUUCGAUCAGUGGAAAGUCAAAAGCAAUUUAAAUUAUCCAGAGAUAAAAGUUUGUGUCUUUCCUUAUUACCGCCUGUGUCACCUAUUGAGAUCGAAGAUAGUUCUUCUGCACAUAGAUUUGAGCAGUUUGAUGAUGAUUUCCGUAUGACCCAGGAUGCACAUAGGUUGGAUUCUGGUGAAUUUUCUUUAAAUCAAACUAGUUCCAAUGUAUGUUUAGGACAGUCUCCUACAAGCUGUAAUAACACAAUAGUGGAGCAUUCCACCUGUGUUAAUAGUUUUGUACAGAUAAAACAAUUAAUUAGCACGCCUAGCUCUACUGAAAAUUCAACAACUCUGACGCAGAACCACCAAACUAAAUUGGUCUCUUCCCCGAAACUAAAUGUGUGGAAUUUAUCCCCAGAUGGUAUAUCCAUCCAAAGCAAAUCACUGCCAAACAUUCCAUUGUCAGACAGAUUUGGGAAACCUUCUGUUUCGCAUAAUAUUACUAGCAACUUUCUACUUUCACCUUCUCCUUCAGGGGUAACAAAUGUUCUUGAAGAACAAGUUCAGCAUCAGGUUGGACUUGUAAAGGUUUGUGAACCAAAUGGCAGCAGUUCUGAGCGUGUUUCCUUUUAUCAGAAUAUUUGUCAUUUCUCAGAAGAGGUACAAACAGAUGUGCCUAUAACUAGUGCUGCGAUGCCUUCAGUGAAACUCUGCCAUCAGCUUAGUGGUGAUAACAAAGACUCUUUGUUUUCAUCAAGCACAAAUUCUAAAAAUGUGAACUCUGCUGAUGCUACUGAGAACCAUGAACAGCUACCUCACAACCUUGGCCAAACACCAGAGCUUGCAGAAAAGUUAACGCUUUCACCUACAAAACUACAGAAUGUUUCACUCUCAGUCUUGUUUCCUGCAGGCAACCAAAGCAACCAUAAAAAAGUCCAAUUAAAGUUACCUGGUAACAGCAGAACACAUUCUGUGUUAUCUCCCAGUAUCAACCAUGGUCAUUGCUUCCCUGUACCAGUUGAUGCAUCUGCUCAGACUAAAUGCGUUAAUCAUCUUGUUAAUUCCCAAAAUACUGAUGAAAUUAGGAACAAUAAACCAAACAUGGGGCAGAAUGUGCUGAGUCCAAUUCCUCAAUUUCAGUCUAUGCCAGAAAUUCCUCCUUUAUGUACUUCUGCAUUUCCAGUCCAUUCCACAGAACCCCAAAUUGAUCCUGAAAGUGCACCACCACCUCAUCCUCAAAUAAAAGACACUGACUGCACAAGACAUGAAGCCACUUACAAGGUUGUUUCAAGUGGUAUUGUGCUUAGAGUAUUAAAUGCUGCUGAUGAGUCCAAACAAAAAGCCUCUGCGGCAAGAUGCAAGGUUGUCAACCAGUUGCAAAAAUUGAGUGAAUUCUCUUCGUUGGUUUCAGAAAGCACAACAAGAAAGUCAGACAUGCAGGCACCAUUAGUGACAAAGAAGCGCAAAGAACCUAAUUCUGUAAGUAAUUACUCUCCUAAAGCAAAACAGGCAAACAGAAGCUGUAAUAUGUCUUCUGAUUUGAUUGACCAACCAAACGUAUGUAAUACUACUACAAUUAAAUUAGUUGCUCAUCAGAAAUCUCAGCAGCUGAAGGUCAGCGAAGAAUUGCCAUUGAAACGGAAGUGUACCAGGAAAGGGAAAACAGAUCAAGUACAGCAUUUAAAAAACAUAGAGAAAAAACCCAAUCUUGUUCCCAUUGCUACUGAUAUUUGUGAGUUGGAGUUGUUAAAGACUGCCCGCAAGCUGAGACUCAAGCCAUUUAAUGACAGUCAGUUGGUGAAAUGUCCUCGCCGCAAUCAGCCUGUAGUUGUGUUAAACCAUCCAGAUGUAGAUAUUCAAGAGGUAACAAAUGUAAUGCAAACUAUAGGCAAGUACAGAGGACAUGUACUGAAAGUGGUUUUAUCGGAGAGAACAGUUAUUUCUCUCAAUUUAAAGAAAAAGCAACAAAGACAAGAGAUUGCAAAUCAAAGUAUUUUACAUGAUAAAUGGCAGAACUGCAAGGUAGUCAGUCCAGUAAAGGAAAGGCUUAUGUUGAAAAUGAAACUCAAAAAGAUUCACAAAAAUAAUUAUCAGAUUGUGAAUAAUACUCAAAAUGAGCAUUUGCAAUUUAAAUUCCACUGUUGGUUUUGUGGACGCAUGUUUUGUGAUCAAGAAGAAUGGAUUGCUCAUGGGCAACGUCAUUUAAUGGAAGCCACUCGAGACUGGAACGACGUUACCACCAUUCAAGAAACAACAGGAAAUGGAGCUGAAGUACUGGAUGUGGAAGGGAAAUCUAAUCAAUAAUUACAGAUCCAGAAAUUUAAGAACGCUAGUUGGUAUUAGCCUAGAAUACACACAAUGUAGAAUCAUACAUCUUGGUUCACUUACUGGCUUGAAAUCUUUAAAUGCUGCUUUAACUUUGAUAUAAGUUAUACCUUGGUAAUGUAAGUUACGUAAUGUAGUUUACUGUCCCUUGGCAAAGUGUGCAGUGCAGAAUAUUCAAAAGGAAAGCUAUUCUAUCAUUUAUCAUUGAAGGAUUACAAUUGGAAGAGACAUUGGAAUGUUCUAAUGUAAUACCCAUCACAAGAAAAUAAUACUGAAUGUACAAUGAGGAACUUGUAUUUAGAGAUUCUUAAUUUUGCUCUAAGUUCUGUAUUCAUUUUGCUCUUAUUUAAUACUUCACAUUUUGUAGAGUUGAAGUAAACUAACUUAUGAAACAAGUGCUUUUUUUGCACAGUUUUGAAAUACUUUGGCAUUUUAUUAGUGCACUUGGUGAAAUGUUGAAUGUUCAUUUCUGAUGUAUAGGCAGGUGGUGUCUGAAGUAUUUAUGCGCACCAUUUUGAAAAAUAUGCCAUGAAAUUCAUCUCCAUCAGCAGUGUUAAGUGCUAGUGGUGUACUACAGUGGUCCCCAACCACUGGGCCACAAAGCAUGUGCUACAGGGUCACGAGGAAACGAUAUGAUUUGUCGAUAUGAAAUGAUAAUCAGUCAGCUGCACCUUUCCUCAUUCCCUGUCAUGCCCACUGUUGAACUUGAGUGCACAUGAGGUCAUCAGUUGCCUAAAUGCAAUGAUACCCUCAUGCCGGGGAUCACUGGUUGGCCUCGUGCAGCCGGUGAGAUGUGCCGAUGCUACUGGCCUGCAGCGCAGACAUUUGGGCACCACCUCUAAUCCUGUUUAGCACACUGAAUGUUUGUGGGGAACCCAGUGCUAAAGUAUUCGCAGAUGACCUAAUUCGGGCCCAGGGUUUCGUAAGUAGCAGAGCAGCUACUGCGCUGCGAUCUACUGAAAGUCAUCCCUCGAACGAAAUUUUUGUCAGCCUAUAGAUCCUACCUACCUACAAAGAGGGCAGGCACGAGCCCCGUUGCACUCCUCGCUCGCUCGGUUGCUCUCUCUGGACUGCGACCGCCGCGACCCUGGCAUGGGGGCCUCCGGCCCUUACCUUGUCCACUCACCCCACCCACGACCAGCCGCACCUGGCCAAGGUGUCUGGCGGCAGGCAGGCGGAGGCUGGUGUUUGGGCCCGGAAGCUGUAUAAUGAGGCAAUGAAGCCCUCAAAACUGCUUCGGCACCUUGAGUCCAAGCACCCUGCACUUAUAAGCAAACCCAUUGAGUUCUCUGAGCGGAAAAAACGUGAGCAAGCGGGUCAGAAGCUAGUGCUGAUAACCACGAAAACUAAAUUGUGGAAUAGACUGGACAUAAAAGAACCCCCUUGGAGUAUUGCUUCCGGUCAUGAUUAACACCAUCACCCACCACCCCCCCCACCCCCUAUCGACCGGUCCGCAAGAAAAUUGUCAAUAUUAAACUGGUCCACAGAGCAAAAAAAUGGUUGGUGACCCCUGGUGUACUAUGCCUCACAAGUUCCAUUCCAUUGGAAUGAAUUAGGGAUUUGGUAUGCCAUGCAUUGGGUUUAAAUUUUUGUACUAUUGUAAGAUUGACUAAUUUCAACAUUAUAUUUGAUUUCAAUUGAAUAUGGUAAAUGUUUGGAGAUGGUGUGCAAUGUGCUGACAUUAGUUAUAUAGCAAAUUUAGUGCUCCGAAAUGGAUGAAUUUCAAUGCAAUAAUUUGUAGAGUAGAUUAAACACCACAGUUAAAUAUGUACAAGAAAUUGAUGUUUUUGCAUUUGUUCAGUUUAUAUUUGGCAUAAUAAACCAAACUUAGAGAUGUUCUUGUUUUAAAACAUUGCUUUUGUUGAGCACUUGCUUUUUACUCUGGACAUAUUUUAACUUUAAUAUCUUUAACGCUUCUAAAGAACAGACAGAUUGGAGCUCAAACACUUAAAUUUGUUGAAAACUUUUAAUUUCCUGUGCUACCAGUAUGAAAUAUUUUUGUAUUCAUUUUUAAUUAUGGAAAAAUACUGCUUUUUCAUUUAAAUUACAUUUCAUGCCAUUAAUUGUAUGUUACCAAUAUAAAUUCUGAAUUAGAAUCUUA